AAGGACAAUAUGGACAAUAUCAUAUUUUCUUUUACAAUGGCGGAAUUUCCACUUUUCUCUCAGCAAAUGAAACAUUACAUGUCAUAGGAUUGAAAUGACAAUGGUGCAGUGGUACAACCUGUCACGAUUAGAAGUAAAUAAAUUAGGACAAUUUAUAUGGAUAAGAUGGAAGUCAUUACUUGUACGGCUCCUGUAAAUUUAGCUGUCAUUAAAUACUGGGGAAAGCGAGAUGAAGAACUUAUUCUUCCUGUCAAUUCAUCCCUUAGUGCAACGUUAUCUCAAGAAGAGCUCUGUGUAACAACAAGUGUGGCAAUAAGCUCAAAAUUUUCCACAGAUAGGAUUUGGCUGAAUGGAAGAGAAAAUUUCAUCAAAGAUUAUCCGAGGCUGCAGAAUGUAUUGAAAAUAGUUCGUGAAGAAUACAAGAAAACUGGAAAGACAGAAUUGAUGAACUCAAAAGUGCACAUAUGCUCGGUCAAUAAUUUUCCAACUGCUGCUGGACUUGCUUCAUCAGCUGCUGGCUUUGCUUGUCUUGCAUUUGCGCUAACAAAGUUGUUCAAGAUAGAGUGUGAUGUUUCUGUCAUUGCAAGACAAGGUUCUGGAAGUGCAUGCCGCAGUAUCUAUGGCGGAUUUGUUGCUUGGGAGAAAGGUGAAAAGUCAGAUGGAACAGAUAGCAUUGCUGUUCAGGUUGCUCCAGAAAAUCAUUGGACAGAAAUGCACAUUCUUGUUCUUGUUGUGAGUGAAGAGAAAAAGGAAACCAGUAGCACUUCAGGCAUGCGAAGAAGUGUUGAGACAAGUGAACUUUUAAAGCUAAGAGCAGAGCAUGUUGUACCUCAAAGAAUGUAUGAAAUGAAGCAAGCCAUUUUGAAUAAAGAUUUUGAAAAGUUUGCUGAUCUUACAAUGAAGGAUAGCAAUCAAUUUCAUGCUAUUUGCUUGGAUACAUUUCCACCCAUAAUACCUCCUUAUAUGAACAGCAUUUCUCACAGUAUUAUACAACUUAUCUCCAAGUACAAUGAACUAUGUGGAACAAAGGUUGCUUAUAGUUUUGAUGCUGGCCCAAGUGCCGUUCUUUUUCUUCGUGAAAAAGACGUUCCUGAAUGCUUAAGCUUGAUUAAAACUUUUUUUCCUCCAACGCAGGAACAAGGGGAAAGUUUUCUUCGAGGACUUUAUGUUAAUCUUAGCCCGGAUAGUGACACGUUUCACGGCAUCAAAGAAAAAAUUGCACUGCCUUUAACUCCUGGUGGAAUCAAGUACAUUAUUCAUACUCAGGUUGGAGAUGGACCAAGAAUAGUUAAAAAUCAAGAAUGUUGUCUUUUGAAUGCAGAAGGAUUGCCAAAAAAAUCUUCAGAUAACUGAUACUUUGGAGUUUGGACUUUGGAGUUUGACGUGAGCUAGAGCCUGGUAACGAAAUUAUUUUUGGCGGGAAAUAACAUAGACUUUAAAAUAUUACGUUCAAAAGAAAGGAAAACACUUUUUCAAAGAACUAAAACAACGAUAUUUAACAGUUUUUGUGUUUUGUAUUUCACACAUUCGUGUUUUUUGUAAAAUACUUGUGAAAUGAGCUUGGAAA
Molecule: messenger RNA, 1567 nt
Organism: Xenia sp. Carnegie-2017
Lineage: Eukaryota; Metazoa; Cnidaria; Anthozoa; Malacalcyonacea; Xeniidae
Product: diphosphomevalonate decarboxylase-like
Exons: 16
Coding region: 157-1353 (398 amino acids)
Biological process (GO): isopentenyl diphosphate biosynthetic process, mevalonate pathway; isoprenoid biosynthetic process
Cellular component (GO): cytosol
Molecular function (GO): ATP binding; diphosphomevalonate decarboxylase activity
Source: RefSeq, a predicted model, not a curated record